GUGUCCUGUUCUUCAGACGAACUUCAGUCUCUCGUGUCACAAAAGAAGCACCAUCAGGACCCAAUUUACCCUGGGCAGCAGUUUCCAGAGAUGUCAAACAUCCAUUUCGUACACGACAAUGAGCCAGGUACGCCAUUGGACACCGAGCAAACUCGCGCCCUGCGCUCCCACGUGCGGAAAGUCAACCUCGAAAGAUUGCAGCAAAGAACUACUCAGCGCAUGGAGAAUUUUCGAUCCCUGUCGAUCGACGACUUUUCACAGCAUGGAGAGAUUAAACCAGAAAAGCGAAGAUUUCCUGUGCGGUUCGAGGUUGCAGCAACUGAGGCCUCUUCUUCGAAUGCGCUUCAGUCUGAUAAAGGCCCUCCCGUACCAAGGGCAGAACGGUUGGCGACACUUGCUGCUACAGAGGGGCCGGAGUCUUUGUCGGGCACGAUUGGCGGAGCGUCGGCAGGGCUAAGAACAGGUCUGUCCUUGGAAGUAGCAAGUGAGGAUGAGGUGCUUAGAAGUACCACGACGCGGCAUCUCUACUCAGCCCAGAUCUCCGCAAUGACCGGGAUUCACGAGAAUCUGGCCGAGAGUCUAUUGAGCAGUGGAGCGUUUCGGGUAGCUACUGAGCCGCUUCUUACUGCUGAGCAUCAGACACCCGAUUUGAUGCACCUUUCGAUCUUUCCCGACUUGUUGGAAAAUCGGGCAUUCUUGUCGGCUUUGAUUUAUUCUAUGCUCCAGUCACCGGACUAUUCUACAUCUGCCACCAAAGGUCUGCAUUUCAAGGGAAGGGCUAUUCAGUGCCUGCAGGAAGAUCUCCACAAAAAUGGCUCAACAUGCUGGACCCUUGCUAUCUGCACCAUUCUUGUUCUGUGUGGUGCUGCUCGUCAUUCUGGCGAGAUCUCCGAGUAUACUGCCCAUGCGGAAGGACUGGACCGACUUGUGCGUCUUUGUCAUUCAAGCCAGGUUCAGCUGCCAUCUGAUAUUCUUCGCGCAGUUCUCUGGCUCGAUCUUACCGGUGCCGGGAUACUGGGCGACAGGAGGAGGUUUUCUGAAGACGACUUCUCCGCCUUGCUCAAUAUCGAUACGAAUCUGCUAUCCUGCCCGCAUGACGAACUGCCAUACGGGUUUACCUUCCACGGAGACAUCAUCCAUCACGAUCUUCUUUCGUGCAUAGAGAGAAUCAAAAGCUUGCAGAGUACAAUGGCCACCAGCAGUCUUGAAGCUAUCAAGGCCGACAAUAUGCGAGCGUCGAUAACAUCCCGGCUCGUCUCUCUUCAGCAGACUUGUCAGGGAUUCGGACCAAUUUCUGAGGGCUGUCGUGUUGCAGCAUACAUUAUCUGUGAUGCCUGCAUUGACAGAUGUGGAAAGAGCUCGUUUGUCGGUUCGCGUCUGUCAGAAAGCUUGACUCGCAUACUCGCCGAGAGCAUCGGCAGCGAAGAAUGGGCUUAUCGACGAGAUCUGCUGCUUUGGCUCGUCUUGGUAGUAGGAGCGUCUGCCUCACGAGCAGGAGGAUGGUUUGGUUCAGGAGAUGAUUCUCCUUACAGAGAUCUCAUGGAGCGUCUUUUGCACAAUGCUAGCACCUGGGCUGAAAAGGAAGAGGGAAGUUUUAUCCUUCGAAGUACUGUGCAGGGGUAUAUCUACGAUCAAGAUUGGCUCGAUAAACGGCAUUUAAUCCCACAUUGGAUGGAUCUGGAGAAAUUACUUACGCAAUCCGAGAUCUUCGAUGCACGAGCAUCAGGAUCAUGAAAUAGGAUCUGUGGCUGCCACAGCAUUUCCUAGAGCAACGGCAUGCGGUUCGGCGUCCCAAAACAGAAGUCUUAUCCUACCAAAUUUGGAAGGUUACCGAGAACCACGACCAGUUAUGGAGACAGUUCAGACCCUGGCAGAGUACCUCAAUAUACGAAGGAGAAUACGUCCAGGGCCCUUGAGCAUUGCCCGCCAACACGCUACGAUGGUAUAGGUGCGAAGACACUCUCAUGCUAGGAGCUCGGGCAAAUGAGGCCCCGCGGACGCAAUCUGCGACCCGAGGGCCAAAAUGCAGACA
Molecule: messenger RNA, 2032 nt
Organism: Exophiala viscosa
Lineage: Eukaryota; Fungi; Ascomycota; Eurotiomycetes; Chaetothyriales; Herpotrichiellaceae
Exons: 4
Coding region: 91-1734 (547 amino acids)
Source: RefSeq, a predicted model, not a curated record